This is a messenger RNA of Rhodotorula graminis WP1, 937 nucleotides long. RefSeq lists its product as uncharacterized. Lineage: Eukaryota; Fungi; Basidiomycota; Microbotryomycetes; Sporidiobolales; Sporidiobolaceae. Bases 1 to 876 code for a protein of 291 amino acids. The transcript is spliced from 5 exons. Gene Ontology annotation, cellular component: nucleus; cytosol. The record is from RefSeq and is a predicted model, not a curated record.
AUGGCCACCCCCGACGACACGGCUCCCCGCACGGCCACCCUCGACCUCCCGCUCACUGCAUCUCGCGACGUCUCGAUCCUCCUCCUCCUCGCCGACAAGCCCAUCCCGGCCGUCGUCGCCCAGUUCGGCACCUACCACGACAUCUUCACCGGCCUCUUUCGACGAGGCAUUCGCCUUGCCGCGACCGAGCACGGCGCCCAGCCGGGCACCGAGGGCAGCGGGCACAAGCUCACGAUCGACAGCUUCAACGUCGUCGAGGGCCACUUCCCGAGCGACGACCAGCUCAGCAAGGCCGACGGCAUGCUCAUUUCUGGCAGCGCCGCAUCGGCGCACGAGGACGAGUCCUGGAUCCUCGACCUCAUGUCGUUCAUCAAGGCGCUGCCGUCCAAGAACGCGUCGCUCAAGCUCCUCGGCAUCUGCUUCGGGCACCAGGUCAUUGCGCGCGCGUACGGCGGCACGUGCGAGCGCAGCCCCAAGGGCUGGGAGAUCGGGACGAGGAGGAUCGAGAUGACGCAGCGCGGCAAGCAGCUGUUCGAGGGCAACGAGAAGAUUAAGAUCCACCAGAUGCACCGGGAUCACGUCCCGACUGUGCCCGAGGGCUUUGACCUCCUCGGGUCGUCGUCCGGGUGCGACGUGCACGGCAUGGUGCGCUUUGUCGAGGACGAGGGCGCGCCGCACACGGUCGAGAACGUGUCGAUCCUGACGCUGCAAGGACAUCCCGAGUUCAACAGCACGAUUGUGAACGAGGUCAUCGACAUGCGCGAGGCCAAGGGGGUCAUCUCGCACGAGCUGGCCGAGGAGAGUCGAGAGUACGCGGGCGAGCACGACGACGGCGACUGGAUCGGGCGCAUGUUUCUGCGCAUGUUUGGCGUGUAGAGUCAAGGGAGCGUGUCGCAUGGAACAGAGGAGCGCGAGUGAAAAGCCCGAGUUGUCCGCG